Molecule: messenger RNA, 1566 nt
Organism: Anopheles bellator
Lineage: Eukaryota; Metazoa; Arthropoda; Insecta; Diptera; Culicidae
Product: galactokinase-like
Exons: 8
Coding region: 273-1475 (400 amino acids)
Biological process (GO): carbohydrate phosphorylation; galactose metabolic process
Cellular component (GO): cytosol; cytoplasm
Molecular function (GO): galactokinase activity; ATP binding
Source: RefSeq, a predicted model, not a curated record
GUGUACCGUUCCGGUCCGGUUCGAAACCGCGUCGAGUGCCUCCAGCCAAGUGUGUGUGCGUAUGUGUGCGUGUGCGUGAUCCCACUUGAGGUUGGUCUCGUUGCACCAGAAAGGUGCCCUCCCGUGGAGUGACCACAAAAAAGCUCCAAGCCAAAAGGGGAGCGCCAACGAGCGCGUGAGUGCGUUGAUUGCAAAAAACAAAUCAGUGACAGGCCGCGGCAAGCUCCAGGUUUGACAGUUUGAGGACACAGCAGGCGGCGGACGGCUUCGAAAUGCUCUCGAGGGUGAUUAGUUUGGAUGAGGUUGUUAAAACAUCAAUCGAAACAUUCCGCAACACGUUCGGUGCCGAGCCGGACCUGGCCGCCUGCGCUCCCGGGCGGGUCAAUCUAAUCGGCGAGCAUGUCGACUACAACGGUGGCUUCGUCCUGCCGAUGGCACUGCAGAUGGCCACGGUGAUCGUCGGGCGGCGAAACGGGACCGAGUCGACGUGCGACGUCGUUACCUGCACCGACGGCUGCACCCAGGAAGACGCGAAGCGGGCCCAGUUCAACAGCAGCAGCAUCGCGAAAGGAUCGCCCAAAUGGCUCAACUACGUGAAGGGUGUAAUGUUCCACCUCCGGCAGCCGGUGCCGGGCUUUGACGCGGUCAUCCACACGAACGUUCCCGUCGGCAGUGGGCUUUCGAGUUCGGCCGCCCUCGAGGUGGCCACGUUAACGUUCCUGGAGCAGCUCACCGGCCAGCAGUCGGCGAGUGUGGCCGAUGCGGCCAAGAUCUGCCAGCUCGCGGAACACACGUUCGCCAAUGUGCCCUGCGGGAUCAUGGAUCAACUGAUUGCGAUCGGUGGCCGAGCCGGCCACGCCCUGCUGAUCGAUUGCCGCUCCCUUGACACGGUCCCGAUUCCUGUCGAGGCUCCCGAGCUGGCGGUGUUGAUCUGCAACUCAAGCGUGAAACACGAACUGUCGUCGAGCGAGUAUCCGGUCCGGCGGAAGCAGUGCCAGGACGCGCUGAAGUUGAUGGGACUGGAGAGCUACCGGGACGCCACCCUGGACCAUCUGAAAGCUCUCGAGAAUGCGAAUGAAGUGCUCGUGCGUCGGGCUCGCCACGUCAUUACGGAGAUCCAGCGCACUACCGAUGCGGCCGAGGCACUGAAGGCGAACGACUUCGUUCUGGUGGGCCAACUGAUGACGGAAUCACACCGAUCGCUGAGCGAAGACUUUGAAGUGUCCUGCCACCAGCUGGACCUGCUGGUCGAAGCGACGCUGGCGGCUCGCGGUGUACUCGGUUCGCGCAUGACCGGUGGCGGUUUCGGUGGCUGUACCGUCACGCUGCUCGAACGCUCCGUCCUGGCCGACGUGGUGAAGGAGGUGGACACGAUCUAUUCGCGCAAAACGGGCGGUAAAUUCAGGGCCCGGUUCUAUCUCGCGCAGCCCGGCAACGGUGCCCGAACGCUCGACUUGAGCCAGUAUCUGGCGUGAGCCACCGUAAGGCUACUGCACAUUUUGUUAUAUUUUGGAUAAGAAAACAGCAAGAGGACACAAUAAAAUGGGACUAAACUUAAGGAACGAA